Molecule: messenger RNA, 3791 nt
Organism: Artibeus jamaicensis (Jamaican fruit-eating bat)
Lineage: Eukaryota; Metazoa; Chordata; Mammalia; Chiroptera; Phyllostomidae
Gene: ICA1L
Product: islet cell autoantigen 1 like
Exons: 13
Coding region: 352-1758 (468 amino acids)
Biological process (GO): regulation of transport
Cellular component (GO): Golgi apparatus
Molecular function (GO): protein domain specific binding
Source: RefSeq, a predicted model, not a curated record
GUGAGGUGGCAGUGGAUGCGGACAGCCACACCGUGGAGCCAGGCUGCUGGGUUUAAAUCUCCCGCCUCCCCGAGGAGGCGACACCUCCGAGCACGGGUGUAGAGGGGCAGGGGCUGCCGGAGCGCCCCGAGCUCGAGGGAGGCAGCGGAACCAGUGCUGAGACGAACUCCGGGGCAGGGCGCGACCCCAGCGACGGCGGACCAGCCGGUCCAGGCUGCGGCGUUGUGGCCAAGCCCUCUGCCGUGUUGUGUGCCACGUCCAGAGCUUUCCCGAUUCAAUUUCUUCAACCUCCACUGAGUGACGCAGAUUUGGGAGGGGCCUCAGGUUCCAGCCAGCUUUACGCAAACUUCGAUGAAUCCUCCUUCUACUUCCAAAUGUCACUCCACGGAUUCCUUUGGGCAGCCUAAAGCAGAAGAUGACCAGUCAGUGGUCAGCAGAAUGCAAAAAAAAUACUGGAGAACUAAACAGAUCUUCAUCAAAGCCACUGGAAAGAAGGAAGAUGAGCAUGUGGUGGCAUCUGAUGCAGAACUGGAUGCUAAACUUGAGGUUUUUCACUUCAUUCAAGAGACAUGCUCUGAACUCCUGAAGAUAGUUGAGAAAUAUCAGCUAAGACUCAAUGUUAUAUCAGAGGAAGAAAACGAACUAGGGAUCUUUUUAAAGCUCCAAGCAGAAGGAGAUGCCUCACAAGCUGGCAAAAUGAUGGCUGCCACUGGCAAGGCACUCUGCUCCUCGGCCAAGCACAGAUUGGCCCUGUGUACUCCCCUGUCUCGACUUAAGCAAGAAGUAACAACAUUCAGCCACAGGGCAGUCUCCGAUACCCUGAUGACAGUUAAUCGGAUGGAGCAGGCUCGCACAGAGUACAGAGGAGCUCUGCUGUGGAUGAAAGAUGUGUCCCAAGAACUGGACCCGGACACCUUAAAGCAAAUGGAAAAGUUCAGAAAAGUACAGAUCCAAGUGAGAAACAGCAAAGCUUCUUUUGACAAGUUGAAGAUGGAUGUUUGUCAGAAAGUAGACUUACUUGGAGCGAGCCGCUGCAAUAUGUUAUCUCAUUCACUCACUACCUACCAGAGAACACUGCUUGGCUUCUGGGAGAAAACAGCUCGAAUGAUGUCCCAGAUCCAUGGGGCCUAUAGUGGCGCUUAUCCAAGUGACUUCAUGGGCCUCAAGCAACUACAAGACACUUCAAGCAAGCUUACUGGAGACCACAAAGAACAACAAAUAGCAAACAAUUCACUCACUGAAAACCUCAAUAAGUUAGUUUUGUCAGAUGAGGAAGUAAGCUUGAGAAGUGAAUCAGCUGCAAAAGAUGUACCUGUAGAUUCAUUGGAAGAUGAUUUUGAGAAGGAAUUCUCAUUUCUGAACAACCUCCUAAGCCCAGCUUUUUCAAAUACUAGUGAAUUCUCUGGAGAACGCCAGACUGCUGUGGGGAGACUCAAUGCCAGUCUCAGGUCCCAGGAGCCUUCUGUGGGGUCUGAGCCUCUUGCUCAAUCUGCACGAUUCCUUCCUUCACACCUCUUUGACCUUGGCCUUCAUGCUGCUGGAGCUUUCAACAGCUGGGCCUCCAAAGGGGGAUUAGAAAUUCCUCUUUCACACACUGAUAACAAACCAGUGCCUUCACAGAGUCCAAAGAAAUUAACAAAAUCUCCCAACAGUGGUAACCAAGACAUGUCAGCCUGGUUCAGCCUAUUUGCAGACAUGGAUCCACUUUCAAACCCAGAUGCUAUUGGACACUCAGAUGAUGAACUUCUUAAUGCUUGACUGAAGUCAUGAUGUCCCGUCUGUGGUCUUGAAACAUCGAUUUUGCAACAUAUUGCCUUUAUGUAAAGGAGUUUAUAUUGUAAUCCACAAACAAAAGCAUUGUGUCCGUGAAUAUAACACUUGUCAGGCAACUUUAGACAGAUGGUAAAGACCACGUUUAAAUUGACGUCUCUCUUUAAUAUCUUGGAUUUGCAGUUGUGAUAAUAUGUGGAAAAUACUCAAAACCAUUUAGUCUGAGAUACAGAAUGAAACUUAUUUUGAACCAACAGCUAAUAAGAAUUUUGUCAAUGAGUUGGGCUUAUUCCUUUGGAAAGCCUGUAAUGUGUAAGUUGCCUUGCUGGCUGUGAGAAUUCUUUAUGUUGAUUGAGGACAGCAUGGAAAACGGGUUGUGAUUUAGGGUCAGUUUUUAAAUAAAACAGUGGCAAGGAGAAUUUUCUGUUAUGGAAAAUAGCACUAGAACCAGACCAGUUUUGGCUUUACUAGAAAGGCAGAAUAAGAUUUGAGAACUCAGUUUGCUUUAAUGAAAUCACAGAGACACUUGGUGCUUGUUCUUUCCAUUUAGAGAUGAAAAUGUAGUAUUACUUUCUUUCCUUCAUAGAAAACCAUGGACUCCCCUCAAUCCACUAUCACAUUUUCAUGGGAAAGUAGCAGGAAGAUUUAUUUGUUUAGUUCAUCCUCUGUGGAAAUGGAAACCUGUCUUUUCUUUUUUUUUUAAAUUUUAUAUAGUUAUUUUUCAAGUACAGUUUUUUGUCUAUUUCUCCCACCCCAGCCCCCCCCCCGCCCCGUGCUCCUCACCUCCCUCCCAUUGUCACCCCCCUUAGUUCUUGUCCCUGUGUCCAUCCUAUUUGUCAUACAGCAAACCGCAAGAACGUCCAAACACAUUGCGACCAUAACAUGCAGUACGCCUACUCUUCCCGAAAAGCAGGGAGGGCACUCCCCACACAGUUGACAACAGCAUCCCUGAAAUUACCCAGAAACUUCUCUCUGAAUGGGGGAGAAAUUCUAAACACCUUAUCCUUAUACAUAUUUGCAGACUUACACGUUUCUUGACUUGUUUUAACACAGAAUACUUCCUGCCAGAGUUACACAAAGCUGAUCAGUAAGUGUCUUACUUUUCUACUUUCUCCUUUAAUUGGAAGACAUCAUCCAAAGCUCUAUUUCAUUACUAAGGAAAAGCUGUAAUCCCCUGGGAGGAUACUGAAUCGAAGUAAAAGGGGAAGGAUAUUUAAUUCAAAUUAGUGUAAGCCAAUGAAAACAGCUACUGUGUACACACACCAAUCCCUACAUUUGCUGGUCUUUUUUCUUGCCCACUCUUUAGUGUUGAGGCAGUUCUCAGGUGUGUUAUUUUUGCAACCCAGACCAUUGCAUUCCGCAGGAAAACAUUUAAACUUAAUUGUUCACAGCAGUUUCAAUGUGCUCUGAGUUCUAAAGAGGCUUAUUUAUUAUUUACAAGAGAAUUGCUUGUAACAUCUGAGUCAUUGCAUGGACCAGAGUAGGUGAAAUGCACCUCUCAUCCACAGGGGUAUGGCCCAAGUUCUGAAUUGCUCAUGAGCUCUUGAAAAAACCACCACUAUGGCCAAGUACUACAUAGGCUGGAAAGACCUUACCCGAGGGUCAGAAAAAUGGACCCAGUUGAAAACUUAAGUCUUUCCUUAAAAUCUCUUCACAUGCGUAGUUCUAGUUCUUUUUUGGUUAUCCCUUCAGAAGUAUUUUUCAACUCUUCUUUUUUAUUCAGUGAAAAUCUGCAGAAUGCAAUACUGUCUUUGUUCUGCCAAGAUUCAGACGCCUUUGAGCACCCCAGAAAAUGCUGACUUUAUGUCUUUGGUUUGUGUCCUUUCUAUUUCACUGAUCUAUUUCUCUAACACCUUAGUUCAAACAUAUUUAUCUCCUUCACAUGCAGACACACACACCAUAACACAGAGGAAAAUCACCAGUUCCUCCAAGCCAGAAGCCUGAAUCCCAGACUACGAAUGUGAAGGGAUGCUGCCCUUAAUUUCCCAUGAGGAAAGGUUCUCAAAAACAAACAAACAAAC